AUGGAGAAAACUACAGAACAAGAUGAUUUCAUAUUCGAUUCUUAUGAAGAAUAUUUAAAAAAAAAAAUCACGCCCACUGAUUUAUAUUAUAUAGAAGAUGAAGAGUUGAUCUUCGAAAUAUUUUCUUUGGGCUUAAAAAGCCGAGGAGUUUUAAGCAAAGAAGAUUUCUAUAGUACUCAUUAUGAAAAGAAAAAAAAAAAUGAAAAAAAUAUUAUAAAAGAAGAAAAAGUAAAUAAUAUAAUAUAUGAUAUAAAUUUACUUUAUAAUAAUUCCAAAGGCUUUUUUUUUAAUUUAAAUUAUCAUUUACAUUUUUGUCAAGAAAAGAAAAUUAGUACCAUUUUGUUCAUACGGUAUAUUAGUAAAAAGAAAUCAGAAAUCAGCUCUUAUAUAGACAUUAAUAAUAAAAAAAUUGAAGAAAAAAUAAAUAAGAAGAAAUAUAUAUAUGCAAGUAAAAAAGAUUUAUCUUAUUAUAACUGGCAUAAUAAUUAUGUCUGUACAAACAAUAGUGAAAAUUAUGAAAUCAUUAUAAAUAAAAAAAUUGGUUUAAUUUUUAAACAUAUCCAUUCAAAUACAUAUUUCAUUUUAAAUUCUCAAAAGGAAUUGAAAAUAAAAUUAAGUGAUAAUAUAUAUAAGCAAAAUAUAAUCAUGAAUUCUAAUCCGAACGAAGAGUUCAUAAAUUUAUCUGAGGAUAUAAAAAAAAUGGAAAUUAAAGAUCCUAAUUAUUUGCAGUGUAUAUUGUAUACUCUACAUUUGUAA
Messenger RNA from Plasmodium reichenowi, 756 nucleotides. Its product is annotated as conserved protein, unknown function. The transcript has 2 exons. The record is from RefSeq and is a predicted model, not a curated record. Bases 1 to 756 code for a protein of 251 amino acids. Lineage: Eukaryota; Apicomplexa; Aconoidasida; Haemosporida; Plasmodiidae.